Molecule: messenger RNA, 1089 nt
Organism: Lodderomyces pseudojiufengensis
Lineage: Eukaryota; Fungi; Ascomycota; Pichiomycetes; Serinales; Debaryomycetaceae
Gene: RFC5
Product: replication factor C subunit 5
Exons: 1
Coding region: 1-1089 (362 amino acids)
Biological process (GO): DNA-templated DNA replication; DNA repair
Cellular component (GO): Rad17 RFC-like complex; DNA replication factor C complex; nucleus
Molecular function (GO): ATP hydrolysis activity; DNA binding; DNA clamp loader activity
Source: RefSeq, a predicted model, not a curated record
AUGUCUUUAUGGGUAGAUAAAUAUAGAGCCAAAACAUUAUCUCAAUUAUCCUAUCAUGAAAAUGUUACCCAAAAUUUAAAAGCGUUAUCCAAAUCAGGAGACUUUCCACAUUUAUUAGUUUAUGGACCUAGUGGAUCUGGUAAAAAGACUAGAAUAUAUUGUACAUUACAAGAAAUUUUUGGAACUUCUGUUGAAAAAUUGAAAAUUGAUGUUAAAAACUUUGUGACUUCAUCAAAUCGUAAAUUAGAAUUCAAUGUUUUAAGUUCACCUCAUCAUUUGGAAAUUACUCCUUCAGAUAUGGGAAAUAAUGAUAGAGUAGUAAUACAAGAUUUAUUGAAAGAUGUUGCAUCUACUGAACAAGUUGAUUUUGGAAAUCAAAGUAGCAGAAGACAUAGAUUUAAAGUUGUUAUUAUCAAUGAAGCGGAUUCAUUAAGUAGAGAUGCUCAAGCUGCAUUAAGAAGAACCAUGGAAAAAUAUUCAUCAAAUAUUAGAUUAAUUUUAGUUUGUAAUUCAAUUUCAAAUAUUAUUGCUCCUAUCAAGUCAAGAACUUUAUUAGUUAGAAUUCCUAGUCCAACAGUCAAUGAUAUAAGCUCAAUUUUAAAUCAAAUUUCAAACAGGGAACAAGUCAAAUUUUCAUCUUCAUCACAACAAGAUAUAAAUCAAUUUUAUAAUCAGAUUGCAACCGUAAGUAAUAGAAAUUUAAGAAGAUCCCUUUUAGCAUUUGAAACAAUAUAUAUGCAAAAUGAAACAAUUGACGUAAAGAAAAUUCACAAUGUCAUUGUGUUGGAUUGGGAAACUAUAAUAAACAAUAUGGCCAAAACCAUUAUAAGUAAUAGAAACGUUCCAACACUAGCAAAAUUAAGAAGUACUAAUUAUGAAUUAUUAUCUCAUUGUAUACCAGCUAAAAUAAUUUUGAAAACUUUAUUAUUUGAAUUAAUUAAAUUAUGCAAAAGUAAUGUUAAUUUGAUUCAAGAAAUUGUUAAAAUUGCAUCACUUUUUGAUGAAAGGUUGUCUUUAGGGCAAAAGAGUAUUUUUCAUUUAGAAGGAUUUAUUGCCAAAAGUAUGGUUGCAAUAGAUCAAUUUAUAUAA